Messenger RNA from Phycomyces blakesleeanus NRRL 1555(-), 637 nucleotides. RefSeq lists its product as hypothetical. The record is from RefSeq and is a predicted model, not a curated record. The transcript has a single exon. NCBI's taxonomy places the organism in Eukaryota, Fungi, Mucoromycota, Mucoromycetes, Mucorales, Phycomycetaceae. Bases 18 to 566 code for a protein of 182 amino acids.
GCGGUGAGCUUGAGUCGAUGAUGAAGCACGUAAUUGACCAGGUCCAUGAGAUGAAGACCAGCCAGCAGCAGCAGGAAGCCGAACAGGCCCGGGCUCGCAAGGCACUCCAGGCCCAGCUUGACGAAGCACUUGGACAGAUCGAACUCCUCAAGAAGCCAAAGGUGCUCUCGUCUUCCAAAGUGCUUGCCACAUCAACCAAUGGAUCACAACAUGUCAGCCCACGGUCCAAGGUCCCAUCCACAACCCUUCUUAGAUCCGCAACACCCCCUCAGCGCCCCAAGACAGCAAUGAACAACAACAAUGUAUUAUUGUCGUCUGUGCGAGCUGGUAAUGCAAAGGCUGGUCAGAGUGCACGCAACAUCACUCGACCAGCUACCUCUGCAGCCAUCAUCAACCCUCGGUCUACAGUUACUCCUCGCUCUAAUAACAAUAAUAAUGUAGCCUCUCUUCCUUCCCCUCCUCAGCUUGAGACCUCUGCUAGACGGACCCGUGUUCCCACAAAGGCACCAUUGACUACAAAGUCCACUGCUCCUGUAUCUAGAAGGACUCUGAUUAGUCGAAAGUAAAAAUGAUAAUAAUAAAAUAAAAACAUUAAUAUUAAUAAUAAAAAGAAUAAUGAUGAUGCUUGUUUUCUUGU